Soboliphyme baturini is the source of this 706-nucleotide messenger RNA. Lineage: Eukaryota; Metazoa; Nematoda; Enoplea; Dioctophymatida; Soboliphymatidae. The record is from the annotation of a GenBank genome assembly.
UACUAUGUUCUGCGUUCGCAUUAUCAUUGUUUAUUUAGAGCUACACGUGGCAGUUACUCCAAGGCCUCGCCUAUUGUCACUCGCAUCGAGUACUGCAUCGUGAUCUGAAGCCUCAGAAUCUAUUGAUCGACCAUCUUGGACACAUAAAGCUUGCUGACUUUGGGCUCGCGCGCCUGUUUGCUUUACCUAUGAGGAGCUACACUCACGAGGUAGUGACCUUGUGGUAUCGCGCUCCGGAAAUUCUGCUUGGUACAAGGUAUUACACAGCAGCAGUUGAUACUUGGAGCUUGGGUUGCAUUUUCGCCGAACUGGUAAGUUUCUUGUGCUUCUUCACCCGAGAUGUUGCCAUGUUCUAUUGUCAGUGCAUGAAUCGACCGCUGUUCCCGGGUGAUUCAGAAAUAGACCAGCUGUUUCGUAUUUUCCAAGUGUUGGGCACCCCUGAUGAGACCAUUUGGCCCGGAAUCUCACAGCUGUCCGAUUACAAGUCGAACUUUCCGUGUUGGAAGCCGGUUUCGUUCCAACGCUUGUUUCCUACAGUGGAGGAAGACGGCAGAGAAUUGCUUUCAGUAAGUUUUUCGCUCGUUCUUCGUUUUUGUUCCGUUUAUGCUAACCGCGCUUCAUUCCCGUCACGAUUGCCUAUCGUUCCGUUGUCUGUCUCGACUGUCGUUCUAAAAUUAUUACCAAACUUUUCAUUAAUUAAUUAGGC